Molecule: messenger RNA, 2631 nt
Organism: Microtus oregoni (creeping vole)
Lineage: Eukaryota; Metazoa; Chordata; Mammalia; Rodentia; Cricetidae
Gene: Frzb
Product: frizzled related protein
Exons: 6
Coding region: 271-1242 (323 amino acids)
Biological process (GO): non-canonical Wnt signaling pathway; canonical Wnt signaling pathway
Cellular component (GO): cytoplasm
Molecular function (GO): Wnt-protein binding
Source: RefSeq, a predicted model, not a curated record
GCCCAUCUCAUCUGAUUGAUGUGCGAAGGCUGAUGCCUCUGCCAGAGCGAAAGGAAUAAAUAGAGCCUGCCUCGCCCAAAGGCUUAGACGCCUGGGAAGAGCAGCCAGCGCGGAAAGGACCGGGCUCCGCCAAGCGCGUGGACGGGACCGGAGGACUUGGACCCAAGCGAGCUGUGAUUUUCCUAGGGGACAGCUCCCAGGUCGUUGUGCUCACUCCCGGAGUGCAGGAGACCGCCGCCCGGCUGCGCCUUGUCCCAUCCUGCCGGGAUCAUGGUCUGCGGCAGCCCGGGACGGAUGCUGCUGUUACGGGCCGGGAUGCUGGUCCUGGCUGCCCUCUGCCUGCUCCAGAUCCCCGGAGCUCGGGCAGCAGCCUGUGAGCCCGUCCGCAUCCCCUUGUGCAAAUCCCUGCCCUGGAACAUGACCAAGAUGCCCAACCACCUGCACCAUAGCACCCAGGCUAACGCCAUCCUGGCCAUCGAACAAUUCGAAGGUCUGCUGGGCACCCACUGCAGCCCGGAUCUGCUGUUCUUCCUCUGCGCCAUGUACGCACCCAUCUGCACCAUCGACUUCCAGCACGAGCCCAUCAAGCCCUGCAAAUCGGUGUGCGAGCGCGCCCGGCAGGGCUGCGAGCCCAUCCUCAUCAAGUACCGCCACUCGUGGCCAGAGAGCCUGGCCUGCGAAGAGUUGCCGGUGUACGACCGUGGCGUGUGCAUCUCUCCCGAGGCCAUCGUCACCGCUGACGGAGCGGAUUUUCCUAUGGAUUCUAGUACUGGACACUGCAGAGGGGUGAGCACCGAGCGCUGCAAAUGUAAGCCCGUCAGAGCCACACAGAAGACCUAUUUCCGAAACAACUACAACUACGUCAUCCGGGCUAAAGUCAAAGAGGUAAAGACGAGGUGCCACGAUGUGACCGCCGUUGUGGAGGUGAAAGAGAUCCUAAAGGCGUCUCUGGUGAACAUCCCCAGGGAUACCGUGAACCUCUACACCACCUCUGGCUGCCUGUGCCCCCCACUUCACGUUAACGAGGAAUAUGUCAUCAUGGGCUAUGAAGAUGAGGAACGCUCCAGGUUACUCUUGGUGGAAGGCUCUAUAGCUGAGAAGUGGAGGGAUCGGCUGGGUACGAAAGUCAAGCGCUGGGAUAUGAAACUCCGUCAUCUUGGCCUGGGUAAGACGGAUGCUGGUGAUUCCACUCAGAGUCAGAAGUCUGGCAGGAACUCUCAUCCCCGGCCAGCGCGCAGCUAAGUCCUGAAAUGCAAAAGGCCACACCAUGGACUCCCUGCUAAGACUUGCAUUGCUGGACCUAGCGAGGGAAAACUGCACGAUUGCACUCACUGACGUAUUGUUUACUACAGAUACCGUGUGGCAACUGACGUUACUUCUGCAUCCUCUCUGCUUCUUAAUGGCCCGUGUUAGACCCUUAGAUCUGUCAAAGAUCCCAUUUUACUAAUCACGGGGAAACUGUUCUUUCUCGACAGUAAUAGUAAAUUAGGCAUGCUGAUGCCAAGGUCUUUGUAUCAGUCCCCAGGCAUCGGUUUCGUGUUCUGUAUCCAGAUUGAGAAUGCAAUAUUGGAUGUAAUGAGAGAUUUGUGGCAAUAUCGAAAGCCAGACAUUGCUGUAAGACCGCCCUGCUGGUGCACGCCCAGCCUUGUUUUUGUAUGCCUGUUGGGCAUUUCCCUCAUGCUAUGGGAGUCCUAGAUGUUUAUUAAAGGUAGCAUGGCAGCUGGAAAUUAAAUCCUGCACAUGCAGACAGCACAGCACCAGGAAGCAUUUAUGAGGAAAUGACACCCAGCAUGAAUAGUUCUCAAGAUUGGCAGGAAGCAAAACAAAGAGUGUCAGGAGCCAAGGGAAGACGAUUUUGCCUGUCUAAGAAGCAUUCUGGGACCAGUAGCCCUUGGGCCAUUAACAGCGGUGUUCUCUCUUUUGGUGAUGUGUUUGGUCUGUGCAUAACUAUAUUAAUGGGCAUUAGAGAAAGACUUAUAGCUAGACACCUGCCAUUAUCACCAUAGCUCUGCUUCCUUCUAAAGAAAGCCCACUGUUAGACGUCUCCCCACUUCCGUUCAUAAUGAAUUUGGCUUGCUGUAUUGACCAGAAAAAGACACUAUUAAAGUAGCAUGCAUGUGCACCCGGGUCUUAUUUUAAAGAGGUAUGUGGCUUUGUAAAUCAUUGUCGUUACAUAUAGGGCAGUGAAGUGUGCAAACUUGUUUUUAUUUUUUUCCCUUUGGGCUUGUGGUUUUGUUUCUGUGGUGUGUGUACGUCUGUGUUUGUGUGGGGGCGGGUCUACAGCUUCACACACCCAAGUCGGACUAGACUGGGCCGGCCCAUUGGCCUAGGCAUUGCAUUUGCAUUUGUACUGCGUAAAGCUCAGUCAGACUGUCUAAUACAAGGAAGCACGCUGUCAGGAGAGGGAUCCUUCUGAGUUUUAGACAACGACAACAAAAUGCUUUUAUUAUUCAAGCUGCAGCAAGCCCCCGAGAUAACAUGGGAAAGCUGUGAUGUUGCUCCUUCUUUCCCGCAGCGGGGAUCUUUCGAGCAUGCGCCAAUCACUGGAACGUCUCAUUUCCUGCAGUUUACACAUGCGAUAGUAGUAGAUCUGGAUUCCUAAGCUACGGUGUGCUGAAAAUAAAACAUGUA